UCAUAUCUGUUCCUCUUCCAAAAACCCUAGCCCCUAAGCCUCCUUUUCCCACAGCGCCAGAUUUGCAGCCCACGACAGAGCCGACGCGUGACCUCCAAUCCAGCGGCGGCGAGCGACGAUGGCGUUGGCGCUCCCCUCGGCGUGGCGACGACCAGAGUCCGACGACCCAUAGCGGACCUGCGACGGCACAGAUCCACAGCACCACCCGUUGCGCGUUGAACGACGGUGGCUCAAGCCCAAACCCGCGUCGAUCCGAGUAAACAAUUUUUCCGGUUGGAGGAUUAGGCGACAGAAAAAUGCUGCCACAGCGGAUGAAGAUGACCAUUACAGAUAACCCAAAGAAGCUUGCCAACUUGAUUGAUCUUUUCAACCUUCCUUCAACUCUCAGAGAGUUUGUGGGACAGUCCCAAAUUUCUCGCCUGGGCUGUUUCAUGCGUGUGUGGUCUUACAUCAAAACCAACAAUCUGCAGGAUCCGGGCAACAAGAAUGUGGUCAUUUGUGAUGAGAAGUUAAAGAGUAUAUUGCUAGGGAAGCCCAAGGUUGAGCUUGCCGAACUUCCUGCACUGAUUAAAUUACAUUUUCCCAAAACCCCAAAGUGAGUUAUGCCUGUAGUUUGACCUCCAAUGCCUUCCCGAAUGAUGUUGUCAUGUUGUCAAUAUUUAGAAUGUUUAGCCACAGAUUUUUAUCAUUCUCAUAUCAGGUUUAUUUCACAUAUAUUAUCAAAAAAUUAUUUUGCUCUUACAGAAAAUAUUUAUUCAGCCAUCUCAGUUUAAGUAUCUUCUUGUGCCUCAUGCCUUCUGAAUAA
Molecule: messenger RNA, 805 nt
Organism: Momordica charantia (bitter melon)
Lineage: Eukaryota; Viridiplantae; Streptophyta; Magnoliopsida; Cucurbitales; Cucurbitaceae
Product: SWIB/MDM2 domain superfamily protein
Source: RefSeq, a predicted model, not a curated record